Molecule: messenger RNA, 1232 nt
Organism: Astyanax mexicanus (Mexican tetra)
Lineage: Eukaryota; Metazoa; Chordata; Actinopteri; Characiformes; Acestrorhamphidae
Product: N-lysine methyltransferase KMT5A-A-like
Exons: 3
Coding region: 350-889 (179 amino acids)
Molecular function (GO): protein binding
Source: RefSeq, a predicted model, not a curated record
GAAAGCUUGUUGUUUCAGACAGUGCUGUCAAUAUGUGUUCUUAUAAUGUGUGAAUGUCUCUUUCAGCUCUGCGAUUGAAAGGAAGCGGAGGGCUAAGUCCACCUGGCUUAGUUUUCUUGACCUGUUUCCGGUGACUGUUCAUGCCACGACACCCACACCUGAGGAAAUUGUCGGCGGUGGAUUUGAUCGCGAAUGCCUUCGUUACUUUCGCAACAAAUGGAGGACAGUCCAGCGUGAACAGCGCAUCCAAUAUAUCUUGGACAAGUUCAAGUUCAGGAACCGCCCCACAGAGGCCAGGGUACGCAAUCUGCUCCUUGCUGAGAACUGGUCUGCCAACUCUCCAAGCGCCAUGGAUGUGGUCACGUCUUGGGUCCCUGUAAAGGACCACAUCAAGAGUCCGGACAUCAUCCGGCGCAUUCAGGAACAGUCUUGGAAAGGACUUUGCCUGAAAGACUUUGGGCCACCAAAGAACAAAGGGGUGAUUGCGACGAUGCCCUUUUCCAAGGGAGAGGUGGUGUGCGACUACCAUGGAGAGUACGUCACCCAGGAAGAAGGGAAUCGGCGAAUGGAACAGCUGUUCGACGAAGCCUGUUACGUCUUCUUCUUUGCGGGAUGUGGGGAAAAGGUCUGCAUAGACGCCCAACAUUCUCCAUGCCAGUGUCACCCACACCAGGACACGUUUGGUCGUCGGAUGAACCAUUCAAGGAGAAGUCCAAAUGUGAAGCCACACGUUUUCAAACUUCCACUCCCAGAGGGAACAAGAUGGCAUCCCAUUUUCCUCACGCUUAAGGACAUCCAAGUCAACGAGGAACUUCUUUGGGACUACGGUGUCCUCUGCGACGAGGGAUUUGGAGGCGAAGCUGCUGCACUGGACUGGUUGGCUAGUUGAAGUCCUGGACAACAACCUACCCCUCUGCCAUCUCAUACGAACUCACUGCACGCGGCACUUUACUUCACCCUGCACCACAACUCAUUCUGUACCUGUACUGUUACACUGUCGCCUACUAGACUUCACACACACACACACACACACACACUGGGCUUUGGGCUUUAUUUAAUUUGGUCAAAUCUCUUAAAAUGACAAACAGACAUUCAAGUGGGCUGAUGUGGGUGAAAUCUGUGGACUGACCAUUGGGGGCGCACGGGCCAGAUGUUUCUUGCUUGCGGGCCGCCUAUUGCCGACCUAUGACCUAAUACCUAUUAGAAUAUAAUUAAACUUAUUUUACACUGUA